AUGUCUAGUCAAUCUACUUCCGGAAAAAUUAGUGAUUAUUACGAUUUAAAAGAAGAAUUAGGAAAAGGAGCUUUUUCUAUAGUAAGAAGAUGCACCCAGAAGAACACAGGUCAUGAGUUUGCAGCAAAAAUCAUUAACACUAAAAAACUGUCAGCUAGAGACCACCAGAAGUUAGAAAGAGAGGCCAGAAUAUGUCGAUUGUUGAAACAUCCCAACAUAGUUCGUCUGCAUGACAGCAUACAAGAUGAAGGAUUCCAUUACCUCAUAUUCGAUCUAGUUACGGGCGGCGAGUUGUUUGAGGACAUUGUUGCUAGGGAAUUCUAUUCCGAAGCUGAUGCCAGCAACUGCAUGCAGCAGAUACUGGAGAGCGUGGAUUACUGCCAUCAGAUGAACAUUGUACACCGAGAUCUCAAGCCUGAAAAUUUGUUGCUGGCCAGCAAACUGAAAGGAGCAGCAGUGAAGUUGGCAGAUUUUGGACUGGCCAUCGAAGUCCAGGGCGAGCAGCAAUCGUGGUUUGGUUUCGCUGGGACUCCAGGCUAUCUGUCACCUGAGGUAUUGAGGAAGGAUCCAUACGGCAAGGCUGUUGAUGUUUGGGCCUGUGGAGUGAUCCUGUACAUAUUGCUGGUCGGCUACCCUCCCUUCUGGGACGAGGAUCAGCACAAGUUGUAUGCACAGAUCAAAGCUGGAGCAUUUGAUUAUCCAUCUCCAGAGUGGGACACAGUGACCACGGAGGCAAAAACUCUCAUCAACAACAUGUUAACUGUCAAUCCAUCAAAGAGAAUCACAGCAUCACAGGCACUCAAACACCCUUGGAUUAGUCAAAGAGAAAGAGUAGCAGCAAUGGUGCACAGACAACAAACAGUUGAUUCCUUAAGAAAAUUCAACGCCAGAAGAAAAUUAAAGGGAGCCAUUUUGACAACCAUGCUGGCAACCAGCAAUUUUUCAAAUCGAAGUUUAAUGACCAAGAAAACAGAUGGAAUAAAGGAGUCAUCAGAUAACAGUGUUACAAUUGAAGAUGACGACAGAGGUCGCAAGCAGGAGAUAAUAAAGUUGACUGAAGUAGUCACGUCUGCCAUGUUGCGAGGAGACUUUGACACGUUCUCCAAAUUGGUAGAUCCUCAGAUGACGUGCAUCCAGCCUGAAUCGAAUGGCAACUUAGUAGGCGGACUGAGUUUCCAUCGAUUCUACUUUGACAACGUGCUUGUAAAGAACAACAAGAUAAUAAAUACAUUCAUCCUGAAGCCGUAUGUUCACUUCUUAUCUGAAGAAGCUGCCUGCAUUGCUUACACCAGACUCACUCAGUACAUUGACAGGAAUGGCACCCCGACGACCAUCCAUUCAGAGGAGACGAGAGUGUGGCAGAAGCAAGGGAGGAGAUGGUUGAACGUUCACUACCACUGCUCUGGUGCCCCUGCCAUCCCCUGCUGCAAGUGA
Molecule: messenger RNA, 1434 nt
Organism: Helobdella robusta
Lineage: Eukaryota; Metazoa; Annelida; Clitellata; Rhynchobdellida; Glossiphoniidae
Exons: 17
Coding region: 1-1434 (477 amino acids)
Biological process (GO): protein phosphorylation
Cellular component (GO): cytoplasm; neuron projection
Molecular function (GO): ATP binding; calcium/calmodulin-dependent protein kinase activity; calmodulin binding
Source: RefSeq, a predicted model, not a curated record